Molecule: messenger RNA, 583 nt
Organism: Cylas formicarius (sweet potato weevil)
Lineage: Eukaryota; Metazoa; Arthropoda; Insecta; Coleoptera; Brentidae
Exons: 2
Coding region: 104-583 (159 amino acids)
Biological process (GO): purine ribonucleotide catabolic process
Cellular component (GO): cytoplasm; nucleus
Molecular function (GO): hydrolase activity
Source: RefSeq, a predicted model, not a curated record
AGUCGGCAAUGGGCGAAUGAUCCUAACAGUUUAGCCCAACUUUUUUUGUGAAACGCAUUAUUGAAUUAAAAUUCUCUGUGAAUAUAUACUUGUAGAUUUUAGAAUGAAUUUAAUGUUUUUUAACCAUUUUAUGAGGACAAGAACAGUAUUCUCCAGAAAAUAUAGAAAUUGGAAAGCUUUUGGUUUAAAUUCAACUUGGUUUUCGUCAGAGGUUGAUAAAGCAAACCAAUCAAAAUAUGAUCAAACGUCUGAAACAGUAUUCGAUAAAAUCAUACGCAAACAAAUUCCGGCCGACAUAAUUCAUGAAGAUGAUAAAUGUAUAGCGUUUAAUGAUGUCAGUCCGCAAGCACCAAUCCAUUUCCUAGUGAUCCCAAAAAAAAGAAUUGCUAUGCUUGGGCUUUGUUCGGGGACUGACAGUGAGAUUUUAAGCCAUAUUUUAUUAACUGCUAAAGACUUAGCCAAUGAAAGGUUACCAGAUGGGUAUCGGUUAGUUAUUAACAAUGGAAGGGAUGGUUGCCAGUCUGUAUACCACUUGCAUAUUCACAUUCUUGGAGGCCGACAAAUGAAUUGGCCACCUGGAUAA